UUCUAAACAACUAACGGAACCGGGGCCGUGCCGGUGCGACCGGUCGCCAGAAAGUUGUUUUGUCAGAACAAGUUUUGCCCGCUGUGUUCUGAUUGGAAAUGAGAGUUUGAGGAGAAGGAGAAGAAGAAGAAGAAGAGCAGUCCUCCACCGGGAGACCAAACUUUAUUUCACCGUGCGUCAUGAUUUCCAAACAGAGGCCGCCAAGUGACGGGGGAAACUUUCGGACCGUUACCGUAAAUGAAACAAACGGGAGUUUAAUGGAGACGGAAUAACGCCUGAAAUGAAGACAUGAAUUUCGGUGUCCCCGCUGAUUCACUGCUGCUUUUUCGUGCCUGUGACGAGGGCGACUAUGAGACGGCCCGGGGGAUCCUGGAGCCCGGAGCCCCGAAAGAGUCCGGGCGGCAGAGCAGGCUGCGGUCAGAAGCGGGGUCGGAGUGCAGCGCCGCGGACAUGUUGUCUCUGGUCCCGGUGGACUGUACGGACGAGGAGGGGAACACCGCCCUGCAGUUCGCCUCGGCCAGCGGACACGAGAACCUGGUCCGGUUUUUGCUACGAAAGGGAGCCUCGGUGGACAGCCGCAACAACUACGGCUGGACCCCGCUGAUGCAGGCAGCUAGGUUUGGUCACCUGGCUGUUGCCCACAUCCUGCUGGAGAACGGGGCAGAGAUUAAUGGACGGAACAGGCUGGGUGCGAGUGUCCUGACAAUGGCGGCCCGUGGGGGUCACACUCACGUAGUCAAACUGCUCCUGGAGAGUGGGGCCUUCGUCGAUGACUAUGAUCAUCUGGCUGUCGCUGCAGAGGCGGUCUCCAAUGGCAACAACAACAACAGCUGCAGCACAGCUGGUUUCGGAGGUGGUGAGGGUUGUCCAGAGGGAGGAGGCGGCAGAGAAUUCAUGGACAUCACUGCCCUGAUGGUGGCAUCUCAGCAUGGCCACGAGGCCACGGUGCGCCUGCUGCUGGAGUGGGGCUCCGAUGUCAACUUUUCCCAGAAGACCACCGGCUGGGGACCACUGAUGGUCGCCACCCUCAGUGGGAAGGUGGUUGUGGCUCAGCAGCUGGUGGAACGUGGAGCUGACCCAGACCGAGUCAAUGUUCUGUCCAAGACAGCCUUUGAACUGGCCAUGCAGCUGAAACAGAGAGACAUCAAGGCCUAUCUGGACUCCAUCACCACUGUCCGACCCCAGACAGACGAUGAGAGAAGAAGACCAGAUGUGUUCAGUGCCCUUAAGCUGGGAAAUUCCCAGCUGGUUAAAGAGAUCUUGGAGGAGGAUCCCACUCAGGUGAAUUCAUCCAACCAGGAGGGAGCGUCACCUCUGAUGAUAGCAGCGGUGAGCGGCCAGUUAGAAGUGGUGCAGCUGAUGGUGGAGAAGAAUGCCGACAUAGACAAACAAGAUGGUGUCCAUGGGUGGACUGCGCUGAUGCAGGCCACCUAUCACGGUAACAAAGACAUUGUCAAGUAUCUGCUGAGUCAAGGAGCUGACGUCAACCUUCGAGCAAAGAACGGAUACACGGCCUUUGACUUGGUUAUGCUGCUGAAUGACCCAGACACUGAGCUGGUGCGUCUGUUAGCAUCAGUGUGUAUGCAGGUAGAUAAGGAGAAGUCGAAACACCGCGGCAGAGCCUUAAUGACUCGAUCCAGAAGUCGACAGUCCCUCAACAACGUCCCUGUCCCACCUGAUGACAAGGGAGGUCUCAAGUCCUGGUGGAGUAGGAUGUCAAACCGCUUCCGACGACUUAAGCUGACUCACACCCUGAGGCACGGCCUGUCGUCCAAUCGCCUGGCUCCGUUCCCUGAUGAUGCUGAAACGUCACUGGAUGCCACGAUGAAGGCGAACAGAAAGCCUGGAGCUGUGUCCAAUGGGCCGCUGGCUCCGGCUCCUGCACUGGGAGGGAGUGACGUUAGCACUGCCUGGGCUGUCAAGAGCAAAGAGACUGGUCUUUGCAGGGCAUCCUCUGAAAAGGAGGAUUUCCUCAUAACUACAAUGCUGAGAAGCGGUGCGCCCUUGACCCGGCUGCCCAAUGACAAGCUGAAAGCUGUGAUCCCUCCCUUCCUGCCUCCGUCCAACUUUGAGCCGUGGAACUCGGACCGUUCGCGCCUCCUCAGGGAGGGAAAGAGCGAAGCGCCUCGCCUGCCCAUGCCACCGCAGAGGAAGCUGAACAGCAGUGGAAACUCAGAUAUUACGUCUAUCAGUCGUGUGGUCAGCAGGUCCAUUAAGUUUCCCAGCAUCCCCAAGGGACCUUCCUCCUCCUCUCCUUCCAACUCUGGUCACUACCACUCCCCCCACUCCUCCGGUGGCUCCAAUGGAGUGGCAGGGCUUAACCGGGACUCUCACAACCGUUCAGGGGGCAGUGCAGACAGUGUUCUCUCCCAGAUAGCAGCCCAAAGGAAGAGAGCAGCAGGCCUGAUAGAUGUGAAGGUCCAAGCUCCAGAGAAGCAGCACAGCCCGACACAGAACCAGCCCCCACUGCCAGCCUCAGCUCCUGGCCUACAGCUGCCUGACAUCAGCCUCCCUGACAUCCACUCCCACCCGAGCCUGGUUGCCUCCGACAUCCACUCGAGAAGGAAGAUGGAGUUGAAGAAGAGACCUCAGUCAGGGAAUUCCUCCACCUCCAAGAGCACGUCACCCACUCUGACCCCGUCUCCUUCCCCAACACCCAAGCCUCCUACAGGGCCAGGAGACUCUCUGUCCUCAGCCUCUUCCCAUCCCCGCUCCAAGAGCAGUGGAGGCUCCAGCAGUGGGACCAUCACUGAUGAAGAUGAACUGUCCAGUAUCUUGAAGAAACUGUCCCUGGAGAAAUACCAGCCCAUCUUUGAGGAGCAGGAGGUGGACAUGGAGGCAUUCCUGACUCUAACAGAUGGAGACCUGAAGGAGCUGGGCAUUAAAACAGACGGACCCCGACAACAGAUCUUGGCUGCCAUAUCAGAGCUCAAUGCUGGAAAGGGCAGAGAAAGGCAGAUUCUUCAAGAGACCAUCCAUAACUUCCAGUCGUCCUUUGGUAGCAGCGCGAGUAACCCAAGACAGCCAGGUGAACCCCGCUCUCCAACGGGUUGGAUGAGACACCAGGUUCGUUCCUCCAGCAAGAGGUAACGGGUCGGCCCCGGUGCCCAUCGGGAAGUACACCAAAGGUACUUAAAUAAGAGUAAAAUGCAGGUGACCCGUAGCCAAGGUACAAGUAAUACGAAGUUUCCUGGGUCCCAGACCAAUAGAGGACACUGCAACAAAAUGACACAGCAGGCCCUGAUAAUCUGCCUUUAUAGGACCGUCUGGGACCAGACUGCCUUGAAGUAUUCCUCUAAUGGAUCCUAAAGCAGGGGGAGGUGUGACACAGGGCCGGCUGAGUGCAGCACCCUGCUGUGGUUUGACAAAGCAUGUGACGUGUGGCAGAUUUUAUUUUUUUGCCAUACUGCGGUGGUUGCCACAUCUAGUGCCAGUUCAGCUCUUGGGUUACACAGAGAGGUUAGAGAGCAGGGAGCAGUGAGACAGGAGAGGGAGCGUGAGCCUGAACCAGAGAGAGUUUUUUAUUUUACUGAACCAAUGUGAGAGAGCCGGCAUAUGGAUUGUAAAAGUGGUUAAGUCAGAAGAAGUGAAGAGAGAUUAUGAUUAUGAACAGGUAUGAGCCAGUAACAAUGUGACUGAGACUUUAGAGUAGUUGAUCCGAUGAGGGAAGCGAGUGGACAAAGAAAAAGGGACAUAGUGAAGCUAUUUUAGUGACCCAGCGUCUGGGACUGCUUUUAUUAGUGUGUUCAUGUCUUGAAUUUACGGACCAUGGUGUAAACAGAUGAUUUUCAGUCAAGACUGUGCUGUCAUGGUGAUGCAAUAGGUGCAAAACUGGCAAGAAACAUUUUUGGGAGCUUUUUAUGAGCAGUAUAAAUUUAGUGUGAGAGAGGUGCAUUGAGCAAUAGUUUCCACUGAGCCUGGUCGAAGUUUUUGCAUCUGGCUCCACCAUUAAACGUUUGGUCCACGCUCAGACAGAUGGAGUGCUAUAUCAUCCUUUAAAUAUCAGGUACUUACCGUCCAUGCCUUAAGUUUGAAUGAUGUCCCGUGGCGGCAUUCAGGACGGGUCAGUUGUGUGCGGAACAUGAAUAAACACACUGUGUGCUUUUAAACAGGACUCUGGAUGAAUGAAAUCACUAAACACACAGAAACAAUAUGUGUCCAAAAAUAAAAGCUGCGAACUGAACUGAAUACUAACUGUAUUUAUUGGUGAAUAUCGGGGCGAGUAUUUGAAAAGCUUCUGUAACAGCUCUGAGUAAAACCAAAUAAAACUGUGAUGUA
Molecule: messenger RNA, 4278 nt
Organism: Toxotes jaculatrix (banded archerfish)
Lineage: Eukaryota; Metazoa; Chordata; Actinopteri; Toxotidae
Product: ankyrin repeat and SAM domain-containing protein 6-like
Exons: 18
Coding region: 289-3090 (933 amino acids)
Biological process (GO): innate immune response
Cellular component (GO): cytoplasm
Molecular function (GO): protein binding
Source: RefSeq, a predicted model, not a curated record